AUCGGUAACAGUACUUUUAUGCUGAAAUGCUACAUUUACUCGAAUUGUUUUGCGGGAUGCUGAGCCUAAAGCAUGACUGUAUUCAUGCUCUGUGCCGGAUAAUGUGAUUAUUUCUGCAGAGUACAGAUUUUCAUGUGAAGAUGUCUUCACUAGUGGACUAUGAAGAUUCAGAGUCAGAGGAUGACUCACUGGAUCAGAGAGUAGAAGGAGCAACAGAUUCUGCUCAAACAGAAGAAAACCAAGACACUAAUAUUGUCAAGGUUAUAUCUUACCCUGCAAGAUUUGUGUCUGACCAGACAGUGUGGGAAUAUCAUAAAAAUAUGGCAGAAACAAGCAGGUCUUCACUCUAUCCUCACUCCCAGCCACAGAGCUUUACUAACUCGAAAAGAAGAUGUGGAGGUGCAGCAGAUUUUAGAAAUACUGAAACAUCUUUGAAUUUGCCUGAUAGUCAGAGGGAGAUGGCAUCCCCGCAGGCUCUUCCAUGCAUGCCACAAAGUUUAGGCAAUGCUGCAAACUCGGCAAAAAGACAGCAAACUGUCCCAUCUGGUGUCAGACCGUAUAUCCCUAAGAGGAAGAGACUUACCACUUCAGAGGGAGUGGAGCUAAAGCACCCAGCAGAGCAAGUCCUAGGGAAUCAGGCCAGAGAAAGUCAGAUUCUCUCAGAUGUGUCAGCAAGCCUGAAGCCAUAUCUUGCUCAAACACCCAGCAUGACAGGGAUACCCAGGAGGCUUCUGAUGAGCCUGGGAGGCCACCAGGGCCCAGUCAACACAGUGCAGUGGUGUCCUUUGCCCCAUGUCAGCCAUCUGUUGCUGUCUGCCUCCAUAGACAAGACUUUCAAGGUGUGGGAUGCAGCAGAGAGCGGGCGAUGCCUCAGGGUUUACACCUGCCAUUCGGGAGCUGUGCGCGAUGCCUGUUGGACCCCCUGCGGGCGACACUUUCUCACCGGCUCAUUUGACAACACGGCUGUGAUCACUGAUGUGGAGACGGGGCAGCCAACAGUGAAAGUGGACAACGAGUUUAAGGUGAUGUGUGCGGCCGUGCAUCCCAGCAACCCGGAGGUUUUCCUGUGUGGAGGUUACAGUUCAGCAGUCAAGGCGUGGGACUCUCGCAGCUGCAAGGUGGUGAAAGUUUACCAAGCCGGCAUCCAGCAGACCUUGGACAUAGUCUUUCUGAGAGGCGGUGUGACUUUUAUAACAAGCUCUGACUGCGUGAGCAGAGACUCUGCAGACCGCACCCUCAUUGCCUGGGACUAUGAGACCACAGCCAAAGUCUCCAACCAAAUCUACCAUGAGCGUUACACGUGCCCGAGCCUGGCUCUCCACCCGCUGGAAGACUCCUUUGUUGCCCAGACCAAUGGGAACUACAUAGCAGUGUUCUCCUCCCAGCAGCCGUAUAGAAUGAACAAAAGGCGGCGGUUCGAAGGACACAAGGUGGAGGGAUAUGCAAUAAAGUGUGGCUUUUCUCUGGAUGGAACUAUCCUGGCCUCAGGGAGCUCCACUGGCUCCGCUCACUUCUAUGACUAUCACACAGCUCAUAUGCUUCACACCCUCCGUGCCCAUAGCCAGCCCUGCCUUUGUGUGUCUCAGCAUCCCGUCUUACCUACGACUGUGGCUACUUGUGACUGGGGCGGUGAGAUCAAGGUCUGGCACUGACAACCAGCUAUGAACAAAGAGAUUAUAAACUUAAAAUGUAGCAGGUUGGCCAUGAGAUGGAAGACUGUAUUAAACAGAAACGUCAUGUGCACAUUUAUCUUCAAGACUAUAGCUUUCAUAAUCUCUUGGCAAAAGAUAAGAAGAACUUGGCAAAAAAUGCUGAAAGUCAGCAAAUCUACUAUCUACUGAUUCCUUUGGAAAACAUUUUUUUUUACACUGACUAUCUUGCAAAGCUUUCACAUCAUAAUAAAAAAAAACUAACUCGAUUUCAGUCGCUAUGGUGUCAUCUCACUUUAAGCGUUUUAUUCAUAUUUGUCCCAUCUGUUCACAUCCUGUAAUCUUGGUGGAUGAAAUGAAAACAGUUGAAGUUACACUGUAUGAGAUCAAAGGAAGCUUCUUUACAGUUAAGAGUUCAAAGAGUGAACUAUUGUUAUGGGUUUUAUCUAAAGUGGUAGGCGGUGGAAAAGUAGUCUAGCUGCACAUAUGCCCACAAAAACACCCCAGUGCUUUUAUAGUCCUGCCUUUCACCCCAAAUACAGCAAGGGAUUUUAUCAUCACCGUAGUCUUCAAGGUUUUGUCAAAAUAAAAAUAAAAACAUCUCUCUGGGUGGUUUUUAAUCAGAAGUGUUUUUCAUUCCACAUUCUGCAUACACAUCACUUUUCUUAUUCCCUUUUCUUCUCUCGGGCUCUGAUAUGACAUUUCCUUUCACACUGCAUCAAAGAAAGACAACCAGAGAACUAAAAAAAUAUGCCAUCAUCUGUCAAAGCAUUGCCAAGUUCUCCCAGAGUCCUGCCAGUCAACAGCAGAGCAUUGAAGUGCAGAUGCUUGUGAUCUUUAUUCAGUAUAUAUAGUAGAAACAUCCUUAUCCUUGUUUAUAGGGAAACAUCUAAUGUGUAAAUAGUUUCCCCUGUUUUGUAACGCCUACGCUUAUUUUACCUCAGUUAAUGAUACAGAAAGCGUCAUUGUAGUUGUCUUUAAAAGGCCCCUAAAUUAUUUUUAAAGCAGUUUUUUUUAAUUAAUCUGCAUCUACAUACAUAGUCCACCGUAAGAAUAAGAAGGAAGAAUGCCAUCCUGUGGAAAAACAUACUGUUCCCUUACUACUUCCAUAGGAAAUAAAGUAGAAGUCAGGUGCUGUUAAUCAGAUGAGUUAAUGAUCAGGAAGUGCGACCACCUCAGUAAAAGCCCAAGAGCUACUACUAAAAAUGACAUGGCAGCAUGAUGUCUGGCACAAUGCCCUCUAUAAAGAUGGGACCAAAGUGUAGAAGUUUGGCUAUAAUGCAGAGCGCCAUGUUUGGUGAAAACUAAAGAAAGCAUAUCAGCAUGGUGGUGGAGGCGUAAUGAUUUGGGCUCGCUUAGCAGCCACUGGACCUGAGGAGCUUACAGUCAAUGAGUCGACCAGUAUUCUAGAGUGAAACAAGAAGCCAUCUUUGUCAGAUGACAUACAGGCCAUGCAACAAUAAUCCCAAGCAUACCAGCACCAGAAUGGCUGAAAAAGAAAAGAAUCAAGGUGUUGCAAUGGCCCAGUCAAAGAUUGAAAGGCGGCAGUGGCACCUUAAGAGAGAGAGCUGUCCUUAAAUAAAAGCCUGCAGACCUUAUUGAGCGGAAGCAGUAUUAAUAUAUAAGUCCCUAACAAUGAGGUGAGAGACUGAUAAAGUCGCACAGAAAACUGUUAUUUCAACUUAUUGGUGCUUAAAGCGGUUCUACAACUAAAUGUGAUAAUUAAGCUGGUUAAGGAUUUGUUAUAAAAAUUUAAAACGGUCCCCUACUGUGAACCACCAGAUGGUGGUAGAAUAAAUUACCUAAAAUAAUAUGCCUUGAAGUCUGCAAUCAAUUUCCCAACACACAUCUUUAUUAAGUAAAUAAACAUACAGCAAAAAAUAUAGAACCAUGCAUCAGACAGACAAACGUGACAUUUAAACAACAGGCCUGUUAUUCCUGGAACAGGGCUGGAGGUAGGACAGGACAGAACCACUUCAGCCUCGUCAUUCAAGGUCAAAACAUUCUAUAAAUAUAACAACAACUUAAACUAGAUAAAAAUAUUCAUAUUGUAACAACCGUGUAUGAAGUAUCUCCUUUUCUACAUUGCGCCCACAACAAAAAUACCAUUUAUAUUCUCAUUUCCUCUGUACAGUGGUUAAAUGUAAUUUCAAACCUUUUUCACUGCUAAGACCUAAACAGUCUACCAAAUAAGAGUAAAAAAAUGUCAGUGACCUGUAUGGUGCAGUUUUAGCUUCACAAAUAUGACAAUGUCAGAAUAUUUCAAACAGCCUUAAGCCAGUUCUCAGA
This is a messenger RNA of Neolamprologus brichardi, 3938 nucleotides long. RefSeq names its product WD repeat domain 25 (gene wdr25). The record is from RefSeq and is a predicted model, not a curated record. Gene Ontology annotation, molecular function: protein binding. Lineage: Eukaryota; Metazoa; Chordata; Actinopteri; Cichliformes; Cichlidae.